AUGGUGGUGGUUAGUUCUGACCAGGUGACUGCUGAACUUUUCAUGAACCCAAAUAUCACCACCCUGGCCAAGGAUUCCACCUUGGAUGAGGUAGUCAAGACUGUGACCUCCUCAGGAGCUGUUGAGUACCCACUGGUGGAGAGUGAAGAAUCUCAGCUCUUGGUGGGCAUAAUACAUAAGGCCCAACUGUUGCCCUUCCUCCAAGCAGAGCCAGCUAUCCAAGGACCCAAGCACCAGUGGCAUCUCCAUGAGGUCCUGGCUGGGGGCUGCCCUGUGGAGCCUGUGACCCUCCAACUGUCACCCCAGACCUCCCUACACCAGGUCCACCACCUUUUUGAAAUCUUGAAAAUGGAGAGGAUUUUGGUGACAUCAAUGGGUCGAGUUGUGGGUUUCAUCUCCUGGGUGGAGCUGAAGAAGGCCAUUGCUGAGCUGGCGAACCCCCCAGCUCCUAAAUAAGGUGAUGUGGUGGAGGAGAAAGGUGUGGAAUCCACCAGCCUCAUACUGUUGGCUUAAUCAAAGAACCAGGCUAUUGCUUCUACUGCCACUUCCUAUGUUGUUCCCAAAGGCUCACACACCCUCAGUUCCCUGACACAAGCUCCAUCCCUAGCCUACUCCUGUCUCUACUAGGAUCUAAAAUUGCUAAAAUCCACAGAGGUGAUCUUACCCAAUUCAGUAGGUUGUAAGUUCCUUGAGGGUAGAAUAAUUUUCUCUUUUUUUUGUAGAGUCCCUGUUUCUAGCACUGUGCCUUGUACAUGCCUAAUAAAUUCUUGGUGAAUUAAAUAAAACACCCUCAUUUUGCGAA
Gracilinanus agilis (Agile Gracile Mouse Opossum) is the source of this 802-nucleotide messenger RNA. Its product is annotated as chloride channel protein ClC-Kb-like. The transcript is spliced from 6 exons. The record is from RefSeq and is a predicted model, not a curated record. Gene Ontology annotation, biological process: chloride transport. Bases 1 to 456 code for a protein of 151 amino acids. NCBI's taxonomy places the organism in Eukaryota, Metazoa, Chordata, Mammalia, Didelphimorphia, Didelphidae. Gene Ontology annotation, molecular function: voltage-gated chloride channel activity.